This is a messenger RNA of Trypanosoma grayi, 1101 nucleotides long. Its product is annotated as peroxin 14. Gene Ontology annotation, cellular component: peroxisomal importomer complex; peroxisomal membrane. Gene Ontology annotation, biological process: protein import into peroxisome matrix, docking. Gene Ontology annotation, molecular function: signaling receptor binding. The coding region runs from base 1 to 1101 and encodes 366 amino acids. The transcript has a single exon. The record is from RefSeq and is a predicted model, not a curated record. NCBI's taxonomy places the organism in Eukaryota, Euglenozoa, Kinetoplastea, Trypanosomatida, Trypanosomatidae.
AUGAACGCCAUAAUGACAGGUAGUGUAGAGAACGGUGAGUUUCAGAAGCGAAUAAACAGUGAAGACCCAGAGAAGGCUAAACGGGUUUUGAGCGCUGUUAAGUUUCUUGUUGAUCCACGUGUGAAGCUUACACCUAUUGCUAAUAAGGUGCUAUUUUUAAAGUCUAAGGGGCUCUCCACUGAAGAGAUAUGUGAAGCCUUUCAAAAAACUGGACAACCAAAAUCUAUGGAAGAAAUAAAGAGGAUAAUGAACCAACAAAAUUGUGUUCCAGUGGUGCCGGUCGCCAGCAAUUCGUCGCUGCCGUCCAAGCAUGCGCUGGGUGAUUCGACGUAUGCGGCACAUCAAGGCCCUGUUUCUCCUUACGCAGGUCCACUUUACACUCCGCAACCACCACCGUUUCCUCAAACUCGCCAAGAGUCAAAAGAAGCAGAUUGGAGGGAUUACGUCAUUGCCGUGGGUGCCACAUUGCUGGGAGGUUUUGCCGCUUUCAAGGCAUUUCAAAUAUACUCUCCGUAUGAAAUUCGACGCAAAGACGAGAGGACAAAGUCGAGGCCCGGAAAUGUGACUGAACGACGGAGGCACAAAAGCGGGAGGCGAGCUUCCUCAGAAAGUGAUAUAGAGCGUCCUAGCUUGUCCCAGAAUAUACCAGCUCUUCCUAUGCCGGCGACGCCGACUCCAAAUACUUCCAAUACAGCCAAUGGCCAAGAUGAAGUCUCUAGAUUGCAGACUGAAGUAAAGGAAACCCAAGAUGCUUUGGAAAAGGAAAAGAAAAGUAAGGCGGAACUUUCAGUUACCCUUGGGAAAUUAAGAGGCCAAUUGCUUGCCCAGACAAGAGCCAAUGAAAGACAGGAAUCAAAAAUCAAAAGUCUUCAAGAAGAACUUGACAAGCAACUAAACGAGGCAGGUGCCCCCAAAACGACUGAUGAAAACGUUGGUGUGGCUUCAGGAGAGGUUUGCUCUCCUCAAGUGGGUGCUGGAAUGGAGAAUACUCUAUCCUCUCCUUUGCCACCUGUAACGGCUUGCGAAAAGUCAGAUGGUGCGGCACUAGAGCAAAGCCCACUACCUGUUUUGAGAGCAAGCGAGGUUGUUGAGGAACAAUGA